This is a messenger RNA of Gigantopelta aegis, 9017 nucleotides long. Its product is annotated as cyclin N-terminal domain-containing protein 1-like. Lineage: Eukaryota; Metazoa; Mollusca; Gastropoda; Neomphalida; Peltospiridae. The transcript has 7 exons. The record is from RefSeq and is a predicted model, not a curated record. The coding region runs from base 182 to 1144 and encodes 320 amino acids. Gene Ontology annotation, biological process: reciprocal meiotic recombination. Gene Ontology annotation, cellular component: site of double-strand break.
AUUUUUCGUGCUGGGGUGUCGUUAAACAUUCAUUCAUUCAUUCAUUCAUUGUUUAAUACUAGUCUAAUGAGUAAUUCCAUACAUGUAUAGGCUAUGUCAGAAUUAUUUUUCUUGCAGGAAAUAUGUCAUUUCAUCAUGAUGAAUCAUUCUGCUGAUAAUAUUACAGUUGGUGUUUGCUAUCAUGGCAGUGAAGCCUGCAGAAAACCAUAUAUUAAGUGUUAGAACUCGCUGCAGUUUUCCAUUAUUCAAACACAGUGAGAGCAAAGUCACACACGAUGUCCUGCAGGAGUGGUUGAAAGUAUUGGGAAGUGAGAAUGCAGAAUUAAUUAAAAGGGCCUCUGUUCACAGUGGUCUAUUCCAAAGAUUUGAAGCCAUACGUUACAUAUUUUUGGCAUGUGACAAACUCCGAAUGCCUUGUGAAGUAAAAUAUGUUGCCACCGAUCUCUUUGACAGGUUUAUGAUAAAACAUUCUCAAGAUCUGUACGAUCAUGUUAAGAAUAGCGAUUCUGACCAUAAGCAGCGAGAAUUUCAGAGAAUCCAAAAAAGAGUCAAGAAACAAUUGAUUUUACGUAUAAUCUCAUGUUGUCAGAUUGCAAGCAAACUAGCUGCACAUUACACGGUAAUUUCUACGAUGAAGGCAAGGCGGUAUCUUUUAGAAGCUGGCUACCGGUACAAUCCUGAGAGCAUAUUGCAGUCUGAGAUGAGAGUGUUAAAAACACUGGAUUUCAAGUUGGCUACAGCCUCCCCAUUGCUGUUUGUGGAAAUACUUCUAGAAAUAUUGGCUCAGAGUGAUGAGAAUCUGAAAGUGGAACAGUAUCAUCCUAAGGCUAUAAGGUUUCUAGAUCUACUCUUCCUGAGAUGUGAAGACAUCCCACACAAGUUUCUCUUGAAGCCUGCUGGACAGUUGAAGGAGUCAUCAGGCAACUUGAAUGAACUGCAAGUGGUGAAAAUGAAUAAAGUCUUAAUAUCCUCAUCUGUAAUCAUAGCAGCCGUUUACUCUGUUGAUCAAGAAUCUACAGACAAGGUUAUUAAACUGUUACUGAAAAUGACAGACCUGUCAGAAAGCAAUAUUCUUGAUCUAUCAACAUGUCUUCUGGAAAUUGUUUUAGAGAAAUAUAAAAUAGCAUCCCCUUCAUCAGUUUGAAGGAACGGUGAAUUGAACAGUGAAUCUAGAGGGCAGGCAGUCUUUCGUGGAUGACAACAGUUACUGUUCUUAUUUCACUUAAAAUAAUUAAUUGACAGAAAAUGUUGAUUUUCCUAGCCUGUAGUAUCUUUGUCAAUUAUGCUAUUCUUAUUAUUCAACAUGAAUGGGAGAGCAAUAUAUGGAGUUUAAUCUGUUUUGAAUUUUAAUGUCUGGGUUUGUGUGCAGGCUGGAGCUGUGAACAGCAUCUGAAUGAUUCAGUGAAUUUGCUGAGGUGCUUGGGCUGUAUAGUUGCACCAACUUGGUGAACCCAUUAGGUUUUUCCAUUCCAACUUGUGCCACACAACUACUGUAUCAAGGGUUGUGGUAUGUGCCAUUCCAUCUGUGGGGAAAUGUAUAUAAAAUAUCUCUUGUUGCUAAUGACAUUAUGUAGCAGGUUUCCUCUGAAGACUUUGUGUCAGAAUUAUGAAGUUUGACAUUCUAUAGCUGAUGAUUAAUUUUUACUGGUGUCGUUAAACAACAUAAACUUUACUGCGGUUCAGUUGAUAAUGUUGGUCUUUUGUUUCAAUGAUUUUGAAUUAUAUAUUACACCUAUGAGUGUUAUUCAAAGCAUCCAAUUCCCAGUCCAUUUCUAUUAGAGCUGGUCAACAUACUUUCUUUUUUUAUCAAAGAGUUUCAAUAUGGUCACUAUUUUGUCAUGAUAAAGUGUUUUGUGACCUCAAAAAGUCCUCUACACCUGCUAUGAUGACAAGAGUAUAAAACGAUAGUGUGUACAAAACGUCCAGGGACAAAGCAAAUCAGGUAUGAAAUGUCCCAUAACCCAUGAUUAGAACCAAAUUUUGUUCCUAUUAAUUUAACAUUCAGUUUACAAAAGAGACCAAAAUCUGAAGGUGUGAGGUGAUAAGGAGGGCGGGGGAGCAUCUUGAAGCCACAUUCUUUUUCAGUUCCUGCAGAAACUGUAACUUCAGCUGUGUGAGCAGGCACAUUGUCAUGCAGGAUCAUGGUGCCUCUUAUGUUUGCCACUGAUAGCAUUUCACAACCUUUCCAACUCACCUGCAUAGUUAAACCCUGUUUAUCAUGAUGCCUUUCUGAAUAUUUACAAUUACAUAUUUUACAAUAUUUUUCUGCUUAGAAUAUCAGUGUCUGUAUAAAUAAGGUGUUUGUUGUCAUCCCAAUGUUUGAAGUAGCUUAAACCAGAUUUCAUCUAUCAAUAAUUUUAUACGUAUGAUAAAAGAUAUUUUACAAAGCAAAAUGAACAAUGACUGCUACAAACAUUAGCACACAAUUGCAAACACAUUGGAUAUACAGACACUGGCAUUCUUAAAAUAUUUGUUAUUUAAUGUGUAAUUUUAGUCGCCAAAAAGACUGUUAGACUGAAACAUCUUAUACAGGAGAGUCCCUUUUACAUCUUAAUUAGUAAACUGAACAUAUUCAGUUUUAAUUUAAUCAUAUUGUAGUUACAAAUUAAUGUAUACUGACAGCCAUAGAAAACACAGCACCAACUCAAGUCAUUAAAUCAGUGAAAGUAGCAAGCAAAUUCUAUUCAGGUACUGUAUUACGAAAAAGAAACUAUUCUGCAAAGAGAUGACAAAGUCCAAGAGGUUGGUAACAUCCUUUAAUUUUAUUAACCAGCACUUAUUGUGCGUGGGGUACCAAACAGAAUUUCUGGUAAUGUAGUACAAAAUGUCAAUAUCGAGUACGGCCACCAUGAGCAUCCAAUAUGGCAGCACAGCAACGUCUCAUGAAGCGGAUGACCUUCCCGAUGAAGGCCUAAGGAUCUGAUGCCACACGCGAACCAAAUUUGCCUCCAAUUGAUGAAGAGUGUAAGCAGGGGCUUGUAGCCGGAGUAAUCGUCCCAUCGCAUCCCAAACAUGUUCUAUAGGAGCAAGGUCGGGUAACAGAGAUGGCCAUGGAAGAACAUUGAUGUGUUGCUGGUUCAGAUAGGCCAUGGUGAAUUUAGCCUUGAGAGGCCUGGCGUUAUUGUGUUGUAAUGUCUGUAGAUGAGGGUUAGCUGCCAUGUGGGGCAUGACAUGGUUUUGGAGCACCUCGUCUCUGUAGGUUUGGACGUUGCAACGUCCUCAGAAGAUGUGAAGGUCUGUCCUACCUUGCAUGCUGAUUCCUCCCCAUAUCAUCACACUACCACCUCCCCAGCGAUUCACUUCAUGGACACAACAGUUGGCGUAUCUUUCACAACGUCUCCGUCACACCUGCAUCCGCCCAUCGGCAUAGCUGAGAUGAAAUCUGGAUUCAUCUGUAAAGAAGAUCUGUCCCCAAUGGUGUUGUGUCCAUCGAUGAUGUGUUUGAACCCACUGAAUUUGCUGUUGUGUGAGGAUGGGUCCAAUGUAGGGUCUUUUUGAUUGCAGACCUGCUUCCGUAGUCGGUGUCAUACAGUCUGUUGGCUGAUAGGACCGUUCGGGUGAUGGGUGGUAGUCGCUGUCCUAAAUGCAGGUUGAAAUCUGUUGCGCACGUGAGACAAGUAAAUUUACUGAUCUUGGUGGCGGGUAGUGAUAUGUUGUGGACCAGGGUGGGGUUGACCACGUGUGGUGUCAGUUUGCCAUAGGCAGUGUUGCAGUCUCACUAUCGUUGUGGCAAUUGAAUCUAUGGGCCACUUCCCUUGCUGACAAGCCGGCUCUAAGACAUCCUAUGGCUCAUUCCCUCUCAAUGCCAGAAAGUCGCGGCAUCGUGAACAUUGCUGCAUUAACCUAAGGCCGAUCACAACAUGUGAAUCUGAUAACUCAAUUUCCCAGCUUUAUAAUAGUAGAAUUGGUACUGUAAGGUGCCAGUGGCAUGAUUUAUAGUGCAUUUUGAAGAUUUUCAAGAAUUCUGCUCCCGAACAAUAACAUGCAACAGCACAUGCACAAAGUAUGGUUUGAUGUGACCUUUCAUCCUGUUGCAUUCAUUCCACCCUAUAUGUCACACUGCAUCUCCACAAAAACAAAAAAUUGGCCAAAUAAACGAAUUCUGCGUUUUCUAUGGCUGUCAGUAUAUUUGUUAACUGGAAGAAUACUGUCAUCUAAAGAUUCAUGAUGCAUUCUACCUUAUGCUCUGCGAAGAUUUCUUUGAUUAAUUUUCCUCUUUUCUUUUUAUUUGCUAUAAUAAUUAAAUUAUUAUACAAUUAAUUAUUUUGUUAAAGCCUGCUUUAAUUUGGAGUGUAUGUUAGAGCUCUCUACUAUAAUACUGUAUUAUUUAUUGUCACAGGUGACAAGCUAUAUUGUAUAUUUGUUUUGACUUCAUUACAAUCCACAUGAUUCCAGAUAGUCUGUAGUACAGACUGACAGUAAACACAACCACAGUUGCUAUUAUAAUAACAUUUUAAAACAUUUUUGAAUUUUAUAAUUUUUCUUUUCUCUUGUACCAUUUACAUUGAUGAACUGAAGUCACUGGUGACCAAUACAUGUAGUAAAAUGGAAGUUUACAACAUUUGUUAAACAGUUACAAAGAACGUGUUAUAUGGUUCUGUGAUAGAUGUAUAUAGAAACAUUCAUUAUAAAAUCAUAUCUACCUUUUGUGAUCUCCUUCUUUAUAAAUAAGAUGAGCAGAUAUAUGUGUUUAUUUGUGGACCAGACAUUGAUUGUCACCAUAACAUAUAUUAUUCAGUGAUAUCAGUGAAUGUCAGUGAUGCCAAUAAAUGUCAUGGUCACAUGAUAAUGUUAAUUACUCACAUUUGUGUAUUGUCAUUGAAUUACAUUUUGAAUUCUUCUUUUUAAAUUGGCAGUUGAGUUAAUUUAUUGUUUAUAUACAAAUAACUACCAGCUUUGUUAUGAUGAGUACUGGGUGAGAUUGUCUGUUUUUGUUAAUGUUAUAUUUAAAAGAUCACCUUUAUUUUGUAAUUGACAGAUGACAUCCAGUAGAAAAUAGAUUCUUAGAAACAUAUUGAUAUAUCUGGCAAUAAAGUGAUGUAUGGAGUACGGACAAUUGCUCACCGGACAAUACCUCACCGGACAAUUGCUCACUGGACAAUUGCUCACCAAUAAAGUGAGAAAUAGGACAAUUGCUCACCACAAUUGCUGAUUUGUUUAUCAAAAAAUAUAUAUUUUAGGUUAUGGUAUGUGUGUAAAUGGUUGGGUGGCAUUAUAGUUCAGCACAAAUGAAUAUUGUGGGAGAUAUUCCAAAGGAAAUCUCCCAGUUCCCUGUUUCCAUCAGCAAAAUCCUGACACAAAUUCUGCAGUCUGCUUUGCAUCUGCUGAGUGGACCCCUUCACCCUCUUCCUAGGUGGUUCACCUCGCUGAUUUUGGAGGAUGAGGGUGGAAACCAGUGCCUGGUCUUUAUGUAGACUGUCGACACAGAAGGGUGCUGAUGGCCAGCCAGCCUCUAGAAUCCAAUGUUCCAGGACUCCUAUCAAUUUCACAAUUUUUUGUGAUAUUUCAAAUCUUUUUUAAAGCUUUGAUGGUCAAAGUGUUAAGUCUUGCAGAGUAGUACCGGUAAUAAAAGGCUAAACAGUAACUAAUUACUAAAAACAACACAUAAUUCUAAAAGUUUGAUCUACCUAAACCAACAAUACUGUUUGAGUAGUUAUCCUAAAAAUAUAAUGUAAUUAGUAAUUAACACCUAUACCUGAAACACGUUAUAUGCCGUUGAUGUUCAUAAUUACAGUCAGAAGUAACUGCCUCCUUCAACAAACAAUUAUAGGAACCUCAAAAACUUUAAUUAAGUGAAUUGUGUAAUUAACACAACUUUGAAGUUGUGCCUUUAGAAAUUCUAUGUUUUAUGUUCUUUUUUAUUAACAAAAGAAAAAAUAUCAAAGGUGACCACGAUUACCUAACUCCAGUGCCUUCUAAAAAUUCUGUUAUUUUUUAUUAAUAAAAUAAUAAAUAAAAUUUUAUUAAUAAAAAAUACCUAAAGGUGAGCAAUUGUCCUAUUUCUCACUUUAUUGGUGAGCAAUUGUCCAGUGAGCAAUUGUCCGGUGAGGUACUGUCCAGUGAGGUAUUGUCCAUUGAGCAAUUGCCCUACAUUCGUGAUGUAUAUAGCAGUCUGUGGAAACAGAUGGGGAGGAGUUUUGGGAGGCAGCUAGGUAUUGUACAUGUACCUUGUGUAACUGUAAUAUGACAGCCAAGCUUGAUUCCCUAUUGACAUAUGAUAAUAUUCGUACAACAAAGUAUUUUUAUAAUGUUGGUUUCAAUCUCCAUACAGUGCUAUAUGGUAAUAAUGAUUACCCUCCGGACCUUAAUUUACGUAUAGCAGAAUCUAUUCAUAAUUUUUUUGAAUUGUUAAAACGCUUCACGUUUUAAUUUCCUAAAGCCAUUUAAUUUCCUAAAGCCAUUUAUCCUAGAUCACAUUGUCACUUGCAAGUUUGGUUGCUGUACUGUGGGCGGUGGGCGAGAAUCACUGAUGUAAGUUAAUCUUAGGAAGUCGGGUAUAUUUAUGUACGAGGGUACGUGUACGCAUGGACAAGUAUAUUAAUUUUAAUGAUCAUUUAGACUUGUUUUUAUGUUUGAGUGCAAAUUAUGUAAUUGUUUCAGAUUCUCUGAAGAAUAUGUCAACUGAUGUAUGUGUAUAUUAUAAAUCGUAUGUAACAAAGUAUGUGUGGAGAGGCCUGUUUGCCAAUCCAUUUCUUUUGUGAAAUAAAUAUUGUUUAAACUAUUGCUGUUUCACAACGACAAAUACAAAUGCAUCUAAUGUAUUAAAUAUACAUUCAUGUUUAGUGUUCAUAAACCAUCCUGGAUAUAGUGUAUCUGUAACAUAUGUGAUUAUUAAAUGGUUGUGAUAUUUAAAAGAUAUUUUAUUUCAUGUUGAACUGUGAUAUUUAAUUGUUGAUUUUUUUAAUACUUAUGGUGCUAUAUAUGUACUGUUUUAUUGUUGUGGAAUUUGUUAAAUAAGCUUCCGUCUUCAUUACUGUGAUUUUAUUUAUGAAUAUUGUGAUUUGAAUGUGGUAAAACAUUUUUAUUGAGAAUGACAGUAGAAUCUUAUUGGCUUGAAUACCAUUGAGGCACCAUAAUUGUUCAACCAACCGGCUAGUUGGAACCAAGUAUUCUGUCCCUUUCGGGAGUGGCUGUGGAGCUGUAUUGCUUAACAAUUUUAAAACAAAAGUAUAUUUAUUUGUUUAUAAUUUAGUAUAAAAUAAAACAGACCAAAAAAUUAUCUGAUUUACAUACAUAUAUAUAUAUAUUUUUUAGUGCUAGUAUAACAAAGCAAAUGAUUGUUAGAACUUGUUUUGAUUUUAUCAAAUUAUGACUGUUAGAACUUGUCUAUAAUUUGCACAUGCAUAACAGAGGCAAAAUUAUUGUCAUUUCUUAUCCAACACUCUAACACUAGUAACAGUGUGUUUUUGCCACUUGUUAUAAACAGUUUUGCAAAAACAACAUACGGCAAUUAUUGUCUAGAGGCAAUGUGUCACUGCCACUUGUAGCAACCUCAGGUGUUAUAAACAAGUUUGCGAAAACAACGUACGGCAAUCAUUGUCUUGAGGGGUUAUAUUAAAUUGGUCUGUUGUAGUAACAAUACUGUUAGUGAAAUUUAUAAAACAUCUUGAGAAGUGUUGAAGACUGACAUGACACUACAUAUAAUGAUUUCUAAUUUGUUCAGGCUAUAGUUUAUUGCACUUUAUUACAUACCAGAUAUUGCUCAUGUCAUAACAAUCACUCAAUAUCUAACUAGUGUGAUAUUGACGUAACAUUGAUCACUUGCUGACCCAAUUCGUUCGUAGAAAAAUAGUAUGUAGUAGGUCUCAACAUCUGCUUCUGCGUUGUGGCUUGUUUGCAGUUGGUUUGUAAUAAAUAAAAUACUAAACUAGCUUGCCAGUCAUACCAUUUUUAUGAAACUUGUCAACAGUGUUGGUAUCUGACUCGCUUUCGCUGAUCAGAUACCAAAACUGUUCACUCAUUUCAUAAAAAUGGUAUGACAGUCGAGCUCAUUUAGUAUUCUAUAUGUAUAUAUAUGUAUUAAAUGACACUUACAGGGCAACUUAAAAUUUACGGAUUUUUGGUUCACGCAAAAUAUUGUUCAUUGCACUGAAAUUAUUUUUGACGGGGCCUUACAUAAUUGUGAGAGAAGGCUAUGACUUUACCAAAAGUAGUGUUCAGACAUUUAGUCCUGAAACAAAAAUUCAGGAAUUUAUUCUUGGUUUGAGCGUAGCAGUAUGUUCAACACUUCCAUGUUUGAUCAAACGAAAUUCUACUGUAAUUAAGUAGACACUAGACUAAUCCAUGUGUGGCUGCUUUAAAAGCAGGUUUGAUUGAUAUUUCUUUUGUUCUCUUCGCAUAUACUGGCAUUUGAGCAAUGUUACAUGUUUGCAUUAAAAGUUAUUUACAGGACUGUAUUUUUAUGAGUUUUCUAGUGUUAAUAGUAAUGUUACCAGUACUGUUGAAAGUUUAGUUUUGCUAGUAAAACAGAGUCAGCUCAUUUUCCAUUGUCUUUUUUUUGUUUUUUAAUUAAUGUUUUUCAUGAAUUAUACUGAGUCACACAGAGAUGUAUUACUAUUACUCAAACUACUUGGAGUUUGUUAGUUUGUUCUUGUUUUGGGUUUUUUAAAUAUUGUUUAUAUUUAAGCAUGCUAAGCAUUAAAGUAGAUAAUAAUAUUUUAGAAUCUACCUACAUUUAUUUUGCCAGCUUUGUGGCUUUUAUAUUAUUAUUCUUUUUUUUAAUUGUGUCAUAUGGAGUUUUAUGAUUGUAAUGACUGUUAUAUAUAAUAUGUCUAUAUAAUAUAUUUUGUCAAAACAAGCUGAUUAUUAUGGUGCUGUUGCAAUUUAUGUUAACAUAAAAAAAUAUUCUGAAACCUCAAUACAUGUUUUUGAAUUCAUUUAAGUUGUCAUAUUUAAAACUACUGGAUUGAGUUCUAGCCAGUUCUUUAUGACUUGUGAUUUAACAGUACUUAUAUGUGCUGUCCUGUUCGUGGGGAAAAUGGAUAUAAAAGAUUCCUUUCUUCUGAAUGGAUAACCUG